AUGCCAACUCCCAUAUCCCCCUCGACACCACUACGGCGCAAGAAGGCAUCCUUCGACGAUUCGCCACUACGACCGCGCCAGAUGAACCGCCUCAAUGACGACGUGGCUGAGCGCGCCGCGCGGCGCAAGAGUGCGCAUUUUGCCGCUGAUGUUGGCAAGGAGAAUGGGGGAUCGGCAGCCGCUUCACCCCGCUCGCGUGUGGUAUCGGCACAGGCGCGCAGAAAGCGUCUUUCAGCCGUCGCACCGAUCGCGCCGAUAUCGAUGGAGGUCAUGAAUACCAACUUUGAGGAGUGGAUGAAGCUCGCCACGGAUAACAAGAUCACAGCGACGAAUACGUGGAACUUUGCGCUCAUUGAUUAUUUCCACGAUCUUACGUUGUUGCGCAACACGGACGACCAGAGCAUCAACUUCCAGAAAGCGAGCUGUACGCUUGAUGGGUGUGUCAAGAUCUGGACUAGUCGCGUGGAUAGCGUCGCAACCGAGACGGGUAAACUGCUCUCUGGCCUCGCUGGCGGCGGCGAUCCCGACGACGAGAAUGAAGAGGGAGAGGGUGAAGAGGGAGAUGGACCAGCCAAGGGGACACGGAAGACGGCCCGUUCCGAAGCUACGCUCGCCAAGAGCUUCGCUGCGCUACAGGUCAAGAAGUUUGACCUAGAGUUCACGGUCGACCCGCUCUUCAAGAAGACCAAGGAAGACUUUGACGAGGGCGGCGCAGGCGGCUUGCUCAUGAACCACCUCGGCAUUGACGGCAAUGGCCGCGUGGUGUUUGAUGCUGGCGACGCAGUCGUCGAGGAUGAUGAGGACGAGGAUGAGAUGGAAGACACUUUUGUUGACGUGAGCGCGUUACGCGAGUUCAUCCCGACUGCCGAGCGGGCGGAGGGCCUCACGAUUAGCGAGACGCUCGGCGCGUUCCGUUUCGCCUCAAACCCGGAGGACAUGCCCGACCUUGCCACGCUUACCGGCCUCAAUUCCUUUGGCGACGAGCGCGAGGACUCGGCCCCAUUGGAGGAGGUGGGCGAGACUGGCAAUGUGCAUGACUUCUUCGGGGACGAGGAUUACGACGCCCCGGCAGGUUACGACGGAGACAAUGACGACGGCGAACCUUUGGACCUGGAGGAUGUGUCCGCACCGUCAGCGCCACAGGGAAGACAGGACCUGUUCAUGACGUUGGUGGACGGCGACGACGACGCCGGCAUGUUCGACUACUUUGAUCGCGGCAUGUCCAAGGGCUGGGCGGGCGCCGAGCACUGGAAGUUGCGCAAGGUGGCACGGAAAGAUCCUGUUCCCGCGACGGCGACAAAGGAGAAGAAGGCGACCAAGGAGCCCUUUAAGAUUGACUUUGGGGCUGACGGCGAGAUGAGCACCAAGGAGCUCUUCGUUCGCGGCGCACGGAGCACCAUCGCCCUCCCCGCCCGCAAGACUAAGAAGCGGGCGCGCGACGAGUUCCUCCUCCCCGAGGACAUGCACUUCUCGAGCCGUCAGCUCCUUCGUCUCUUCCUCAAGCCCAAGUUUGCACUGCGGCGGCGCGCUACCCCGUCUGCUUCUCAAGAUGGCGAGAUUGACGAGAACUUCUGGGCGGCGGCUGCGGCACCAGAUGUGAUAGACGACGACGACGCGCCGGCGCCGUUUGAGAGCCAGUUCUUCCACGACGACGCAGACGACGAUGCUGUUGACCUGGCAUUAGAUCCAGCCUUUGGCGAGGAUGGAGAGGACGACUUGCGACCGGGCGGCGAGGCUCUGCGACGCGCAAGGCCGGAUAACGUUCAUUACGCCAAGAAGGCUAAGCGCGUCGACGUCAAGCGCCUCAAAGACGAUAUCUGGGACGGACUCAAGUCUCUCGUUGAGCCCACUCCGCUAUUGAUGGCCGAUGAAGGAACGGAGAGCGAGCCCGAAGCGGCCCUUGCCACCCCUGUCAAGAGAUUCGACACAGUCAUUCAGAGCCUGCGCGGAAGUUAUCCAAAGGACAAGAUGAGCGAGAUCUCGACAAGUUUCUGCUUCAUCUGCCUGCUCCACCUGGCCAACGAGGAGGGCCUGACAAUCGAGAGCGCGCGCUCGGACGGGAAUGAGGGCGUUGACAUUGGCUUGAGGGGCUACGCCGACGAGGAGGGGCAGCCGGGUGGAAUGGUCGAGAUGGAGAAGAGCGAACGUGUCGUCGGCGAGCUGCAGGCGCUCAAGGUGUUCAAGGACCCAACAGCUGGCCGCGCGGCGUAA
Cutaneotrichosporon cavernicola is the source of this 2211-nucleotide messenger RNA. RefSeq lists its product as uncharacterized. Gene Ontology annotation, molecular function: chromatin binding. Gene Ontology annotation, biological process: mitotic chromosome condensation. The transcript has 4 exons. The coding region runs from base 1 to 2211 and encodes 736 amino acids. Lineage: Eukaryota; Fungi; Basidiomycota; Tremellomycetes; Trichosporonales; Trichosporonaceae. The record is from RefSeq and is a predicted model, not a curated record. Gene Ontology annotation, cellular component: condensin complex.